ACUUUUGAGUUAGUUUUCUUGUUAGACGUGUUUAGGAAUUGUAAAAUAAUGUUAACAAAAAGUGUAAUUUGUUCGGUUCUACUCAGUAGUUUGUUUGUGGUAUCAAUCAAUGCUCAAAUCUAUGCAAACGGAACUGUUCUAAGCGAUGACGGAAUAAUUGCGUGCACCAGAACAGGACCUCAAUGUGACGAUGACUGUGUCACUCUACUGCUGUGUGCGGCCGGAGUGGUGGAUCCAUUGGAGACAGUAGAUUGUCGUACAUCAUCACCUUCUACACCUUACUGUAACGAAAAUAAAUGCUCAAGAACUCCUGGAGCUUGUUCGAGUGCAUCAACUUUUCGGUGCACAAGUCCAGGAAUUUUUCCAGAUCCGACUAACUGCUCCAGAUAUGUAUCGUGCGAUGAAAACAGUGUCGGUGGUGAGGGUGUAGCAUUAGAAUGUGCGAAAGGAUUUUUUUACAAUUCGGAAAUUAAUAUUUGCCAAAUGGGACGACUUACGCCGCAUUCAAAGGUAUGCAACACGGUCGAUUGUUCGCAAAAAACAAAUGAGGUCGUGGUCUAUCGGUCGAAUCCAACGUAUUAUGCGUUCUGUUUUGUUGAUCCUGAAACUUCCAGAAGAGAAACCAUGAUGUUCAAGUGUGAUUCUAACGACGAAUUGUACGAUCCGAACCAGGGUGAAUGUGUAUUUGAAUGCAAGAGGCCCGGCCAUUUUCAAGAUCCGACCAAUUGCUACUAUUAUUAUGUUUGUUCAGCUUCGCUUGGAACGUUUAAAGCUGAAAGGAUUAAAUGUCCACCGAAUUACUACUUCGAUGGCGAAAGGUGUACGACAGAUUCAAGUAAAUGUAGUCCUGAAGCUAUAGAAGGAGCAGAAAUGGAAAUAUAA
Molecule: messenger RNA, 882 nt
Organism: Bradysia coprophila
Lineage: Eukaryota; Metazoa; Arthropoda; Insecta; Diptera; Sciaridae
Cellular component (GO): extracellular region
Molecular function (GO): chitin binding
Source: RefSeq, a predicted model, not a curated record